Molecule: messenger RNA, 1634 nt
Organism: Moneuplotes crassus
Lineage: Eukaryota; Ciliophora; Spirotrichea; Euplotida; Euplotidae
Source: the annotation of a GenBank genome assembly
AUGGAGAGGAUAAGAGGGGUGAGCAUUUUGAAGGAAGUGAAGGGAGAUAAAUGAAAGAGAAGAUUUCUGUUGUCGAAAAUGUCAGAAGUUAUGAAUGUGCUACCGUAUUAUGCAAGAGUGAAUGAAUGAGAUAAUCUUAUGAGGCAGUUUUCGGAGGGAUCUGAAAGAUUGUGGAGCAAGAAUUUUAGCACAUGGCUAGAAUACCUUGAUGAAAAUAUGGCAAAAAUAAUCAUCCAUAAAAAUAACAUUGAUUAUUACAGUAACAAUAUCUGUGCCAAUUACUGCACCUUGACUUUUUCAGCUUCGGAUAUGAUUACAAAGACUUGAAGAGAGAAGGUUCUAAAAUUCAUCACCAAUAUUCCAAAUAAAAAACAAAUUCGAGAGAUAAUCAUUAGAUUUAAACAUUUAGAUUUGAUAAACUUCAAUUCAUAUCAAAAAGUAUCCAAAAUUGUUCCUAUAAUGAACAGAGUAUCUGAAGCUCUGGGCAAGAAGCCUUCUCCGUAUCAAACCUGUAAAGAUGGAAAGUAUAUCUAUUACUUUAGUGAUAUUUUUAUCCUCCAGAGUACAUAUUCCCCCUACAAACCAAAGUUAAGAGUAUUUCCAAAAGUCAACAACACUAGCAGAAUAAUCUGAGUUGAUUCAAAGUUUGUCCUGAAUGAUAAACAAAUUGUUAUUCACGUGAAAAAUUUUCUCUGUUUACCAGAUGUAUGCUAUUUUAAAUUAGAAGACCCAGAUAUCCCAAUAUUCGAAGAUGUAGUAGAAAUAGAGUUGAUCAUAAAUGACCAAUUAUGUUCGCCUUAUGAAAACAUCAGAUGUAUAACUGAGAAAUGCUACCCAAACUUACAAAGAAUAGUCUGAAGUCCUGGUUUGAGCUAUGCUGACAGUCAACAUUAUAUUUUGAAAACUGUAGAGAACACAAAUGUAAUGAUCAAAUUCAAAUGCUGCAAUGAGAUUACAAAGUGCAGUGUCAAAGCUUUAAAUGCAAAAUAUAUAUGUCCAGAAGGAGGCUUGGAUAAUUGAUUUCAGUGAGAUAUCGAAGCAGGGAUAGAUUUAUUUUUGAUAAAUGGUGGUUAUUUAUAUGCCUCAACAUUGUGAUUUAUGUCAAUAGAUAAAGUUGUAAAAUCAAAAUUGACUGAAGAAGCAUCAAAGAAAUUUAUCCAAUUUAAUGGUUUAGAUAGUGCAGCCAUCAGUCUUCACCUAUUUAAAUUGCUGAUAAUCCCUUUGGAGGAAAUAUGAUGCGUCAGUCAAAGUGCUAGCUCAUUAAAGGUGGUUGAUCCGAUACUUCCAUGUCCACGUUCUUCCUAUCAAAAUAGCUUGGUGUUCUUCCACUCCUUCUUUUCACCAACCUGCACGCUAAAGAUAAAUAAUGUGGCAUCUACAAUUAACCUGCAGCAAAGACCAAUACAAAAGUUAGCUCCUUUCUGGUCCAAGGUUAUUGUAAAAGUGAGCCUAAUGUGUUCCUACUUGGGAUUUCAUUCCCCAAAAGAGGAAGGCUAUGGCAACCUGAAGCAAGUAGAUUUAGAGAUAUAUAGAAAAGGAUUCCAGUUUCGAAGACACCAAAAAAUGUUGUGAUAAAGUACAAGAAUUUGCAGAGCUUGGCAAUUUGGGGAGAGUAGAAAUAGCUACUGAUUUUG